Messenger RNA from Diabrotica virgifera virgifera (western corn rootworm), 629 nucleotides. RefSeq lists its product as uncharacterized. Bases 237 to 545 code for a protein of 102 amino acids. The record is from RefSeq and is a predicted model, not a curated record. NCBI's taxonomy places the organism in Eukaryota, Metazoa, Arthropoda, Insecta, Coleoptera, Chrysomelidae. The transcript has 4 exons.
AGCUUACAGGUUUAUUUAAUAGAAUUAUGGAAUUUGAACAAGUAUUUGAUAAUCAGUUUGACUUUAAAAUUAAGAUGUCUAGGAUGAUUAAGAUAAGUAAGCCAGUGAGACGAUAGGGAGAGGAUCAGUGAUGCAAGAUUUUUUAUUCAAGUGGUCCUAUUUGCAAGUGCUCCAAGAUUUUUAUUAUAUAAAGCUGAACCACCGAUACAUAUUAUUCUACAACAAAAUUCUCAAAAAUGAACACUAUCUUAGUUUUGGCUCUUUUGGUUUGCGUUGGGUUAACCGUAAGCGCCCCUCAAAACAAUGACUUCUUAUGUGAUGGCUGCGUAUCAUUGUCAACCGUGCUCAAGAAAUAUGUACAAGAAGAACUUCCAUUGAAGGAUCUUGAAGAAGAACUUACAGCUUUUUGCCAAGCUUUAUCAGGACAAUUGAGAGAUUUUUGCGAAAAAGAAUUGAUUCCACUAGUCGAUCAAAUCUACGACGAGCUUAGCGACACAACGCCUCGAGAAGAUUGCGAAUUUUUGGGGUUCUGUGAGAAAAAAUAAUAUAAAAAUUGUAGCACUAAUUUGUAACAAAAAUUGUUUUGUCUAUUGUUAAAAAACAUUUAUUAUUUUCCUCUUCUGCCAUUU